AAACUUGUUCAAACUGAGAAUACAGAAAGUUCAGAAGAAGAAUUUGAUUCUGAUGUAUAUUAUAAUAUGGAUGAUGGUGGCUCACUCCAAUUUGGUUAUGGUUCUUUUCAUUAUAAUCAUAUUGAAAAUGUAGAAGAUGAUCAAAUCAAUCUAGAAAAAAAUGCACUAGAUAGGAACUAUAAAAAAAAUCAUAACCAUCCUAGAUCAAGAAUUUGUCAUCCUGAUAAAUUUCCGGAAUAUCCAAAAGCAACAGAAGCAUUUCAAAAACUUUCAUAUGCUUACGAAACAUUGAAUAAGUCAUCUACAAGGCGUGCUUAUGAUAUAUCAGGCACAAGUAAUUUAGGUAGCGUUAAUGGAACAGGCGAUGACACAUUACAUGGUGUUUUAUAUCAGUUGUUUUUGGAGUUUAUGGAUGGCGACUUUGAAAUGAUUCGUUCUUUAGUUAAUGCGUUAAAUGAAGGCAAUCCUGAAUUAAACUUAGGUGAAGAUACAAUUGAAACAAUUGAAACUGUGUUCAGAGGAAUGAGAGAAACACUUUUAGCUGGUAAAAAACAUGUUAAAACUGUACAAUUUGAAUUGAUUAAUAUAUAUGAACUCCAACAACAACUUCGGUCCUUAUCAUAUCUUGAUAUUUGGGGUCGUAUAAAAAUAACAAUGCAAUUGGCUCGUAUAACGUUGACUAUACCAAUAUUGAUUGAUUCAGCGAUGAAAGCCGAAUUUAAACAAUUAGGUGGUAAAGGUAUCAUCAAUAAAGGACUUUUAGGUGAUAACAUGGCUAAAGUUGUCACUGGAUUGGUUACUUGUUUAGAAGCGGGUGAACAAUACAUAUAA
This is a messenger RNA of Entrophospora candida, 831 nucleotides long. The record is from the annotation of a GenBank genome assembly. NCBI's taxonomy places the organism in Eukaryota, Fungi, Glomeromycota, Glomeromycetes, Entrophosporales, Entrophosporaceae.